Molecule: messenger RNA, 10389 nt
Organism: Eupeodes corollae
Lineage: Eukaryota; Metazoa; Arthropoda; Insecta; Diptera; Syrphidae
Exons: 2
Coding region: 144-9737 (3197 amino acids)
Molecular function (GO): guanyl-nucleotide exchange factor activity
Source: RefSeq, a predicted model, not a curated record
AGACUUCAGAUUUGACAGCGCUCUCUACAAGUCAGGAGAAUAUUGUUCCAAUUACGGCGCAGUCACAUCAUUUAACACAAGCGCAUUAUAGCAGUACGAAUUAUUUGACGUCUAAACCAAACUCAUUUAAUAAUAUCACAUCAAUGGAGACAGAAAUCGACAAUAUAAUCUAUACUGAUAUUAAUGAUAUCCAUCAUUACAAAAAUCAGAAUGCAUUUAAAAGUCGAAAUAAAAUAUCAAAUGAGAAUAACUUGAAUCUAAUCAACGGUUUUGAUAUAUAUGCGACAGUUAAUAGAAAGGCAAAAUCUAAAUCUAAAAUAAACCAUAUUAGUAAUGAGUUUUUUGAUAAAUCUAUUAAGAAAAGAAAUAGUUUAAAGUACGUGGUCAAUUCAAAUAAAAUGUGUGUCUCUUUCCCAGAUUCAUGUGUUUUUGAGAAAAAUCUGAAAAAAAAUGAUUACAAUGAUGUAACACAUUCAGAAAAUUGCAUUCUUCCAUUUGACAAUCUGAAUAUUAAUUUAAAAACUCCUCCAUUAUCAAAAAAACUAGAUUAUUCUUUUGAUAACUCUGUACAUUCGUAUGAAGCACAUGAAUCAAAUUUAACAAUUCAAACAAGUAAACAUCAAAAUUCUAUAAUGUAUGUGAAUGAUAAAAAUCUUCUUGAAGAGACAGGUGAAAGGUUGUUUGAAUCAUCAAUUGAUUUAAGACUUUCCUCAGCAAAACUUGAAAAUGAACUUUCCAAUAUUGACCUUUAUUCGGAAGCUCAGUAUAAACAACAUAAAGAAACAAAUACGGAUGUUUAUAUGGAAAAAGAAUCUUGGUUGAAAAGCAGCUCUUGCAGGGAUCUUCUAAGAGAAAAUGAAGAAUCUAAGCCCAUCACAACCUUCGUUAAAGGCUUUCUAUCAUUUAAUAGAUUAGAAUCUCCAAUAACUAGAUAUGACGACUCAGGUCAUUUUAUAUAUUUGAAUAAAAAUCAGUCGCAUAAUACCUUUCAACACAUUUCAACACAUAUGAAUUACAAGAUUUAUUCGUCGAGUUAUCCUGGAAGUACACGCAGUAAUUUUGCACAACACAAACGCAUGUAUGGAAAUCAAAUAGAGUGCUCAGGCUCACAAGAUGAUAUUUCACAUGACAGCUAUGAGCUUUUAGAAAAAAGUAACCAUGAACUGUUUGAUAAAUUUACGCGAUCUGAUCAUAAUAUUCGUUCAUAUUCUAUUGAUUCGGGUAACUUUAUUUCUAGCGAUGAUGAAAUUGCUUCAGGAAAUCAAAAAUAUCGAUCAGCCAUGGAUGUAAAAUGUAAAUCAGUAGCCGACAUAAUGAAUGAAAUUUGGGAUUCAGGAGAUCCAAGAUAUUUUCCACGUGAAAAGCUUUGUGUUAAAUCGGAUGGAAGUUUUUACAAAAAAGUAAGGGAGAUUCAGGAUACUCAAAGUUCAAGUCAGGAAAGCCGAAGUGAUAUUUAUGAAACUAAGCCUUCCCGGGACUCGUACUGUAGCAAGAAAUCUCGGGACAGCUUGUAUAACACAGAUAGUAAAAAAUCACGAGAAACAACAAGAAGCAAGUCAUCUCUCAUUUCAAGCGUUGCAUCAAAAGAAUCUUUAAUUGAAGAUUCAUUGAUAGGAAAUUAUGAAAUGCCUAAAACAACAGGUAAAAAGGUUAGGAAAGAUUUGGGAAAUUAUCAUUAUAAGGCAAAUUCCAGUGUGGAAUCUAAAAGUGAUAACUACGAUGCUCCGCCGGAUUUUCUUCAAAGCCAAUCUUUAAAUAAAUGGUCUAAAGGUAAAAGUAUCGGAUGCUUACUUUUAGACAAACAUUGUUCAUUACUAAAUGGGUUCUUAUGUGAAAAUUGUGACACAAACCCAGCGUUCAAUAAAUAUAACCAAACGUCCAAAGUUCAGUCAAUUAGUCUUCAAAAUGUAGAAAUUGAAAAAAUUUCUAAGUCGCUUGGAAAAAAAUCCUCUGAGAACAUAAGUUCUAACAAAAAUCAAGAAGUGGAAAUGGCUACGAACUCACUACGUUCUAUGUCAAUAUAUGAUGAUCAAUAUGUACAACAUCACCACAAAAAAUGUCAAGUAAAUGUUGCGAUUCGUCGAAAGUCCGAUAGUGAAAAUAUAUUUAGUUUCGAUCAAGAUAAAAUUGAAUCUUUUACUAGCUGCGAUAAAGAAGAUGAACAAUCUAAUUGUGAUAAUAAAAAUGAAAAUAGGCAAGACUACCCGUUGACCCCAGAACUUUUAUCUGAAUUUGAUAAACAGCUUAAAACUCCUAAGCUUGAAAGAAUAACACGAAAAGAAGAACUUAUGGCAAAAACUCAUUUUGAGGAAUAUAACCCCAAAGUGAAAAGCAAUCAAUCUAGACAGUUGACCAAUGUUUUAGUACCAUUGACUCAUAGUCAUGUAACAGUAGAGCGAACCAAAAGUGAUCCAAAUUCGUUAGCGAAUCGAUCAGGGUCAUGCAAAAAUCAACGGCGUCAUAUAUUGAUGCACCAAAAGUCUAUUGAUCUUACUCCCGCUGACUCAAGUGAUGAAGAUUAUUUUUAUAAGCAAAUACCUAGUGCUCCACCACAGUACAAAGCUUUUGGUAACUUUGAAGUUCCAAAAACCAACACUAUGAUUGCAUCUCUAGUAGAUAUAAAAAAUACGGAAUUUGAAAUUCUGAAAAAUUCCUUUCACGAAAUCGAAUUUUGUGCUUCAAAAGUCUUGAAAGAAGAAAUUCCGUACGUUCUUCAUAAGCGUCAUGUUAUCAAUGGGACUUCAUCUUCACCAAAUGAGAAGAAAUUCCAAAAACCAAGGAGUCCUAAAUCACCAAAAUCUCCCAAAUCUCUAAUAGUAUCAAGUACUAAUUCAAAAAGUUAUAGCAAUAUUUUACCUGACAUCCUAGACAGCGUACUUCCAGUACGCAAGGAAGAACUCUUGUUCUCGCAGAACGUAGAUUUUUCAAAUAUUGAUUAUAUCAAACAAAAAGAAGAUGACAGAUCUUUUGCAACAAGUGAUCUUCUUAGCUUGAAUAGUUGUAAAGUGAAGGAUAUGGAUAAACGGCUUUUGGAAAAACUAAACAAAAAAAUCAACAGAAUUGAAAGUGACUCCACGGCAAAUUAUAAAAACGAAACACCUCAUAAAGAACAUCAAGACCGUCUCUCGGAACAAAAACAAUUUGAGUUAUGUCAAAAUUCAACCAAGUUUAGCUCAAGUAAGAAAAUUAUUUCUAAAACGAGAGCAUUAAAUAAAGUAAAAAAAAAUAAGACUCGCAUAACAUCUUUUUCUUCUGAUGACGAAAGCCUAGACUCCGACGAUGUUUUUGGGUCUGCUGAGCCUAUUCCAUCAACAUUAGAAUUUUCACCUCCACAAUCAAGAAAAGAAAUUGAACCAAUUCUGCAAAUAGAACAAAAUAAACUUAUAUCAGCUGCUUGGGGCAGGGGACAGACUAUGAGUUCUACAGAAAUUGAAGGCUCUCCGCCCCAAUGCAGACGUUUGCCAGAACUAGAUAGCCGAUACGAUAACAUAAAGCUGGACUCCAACGUGCUUUUCAACGGUAAAGAACUUCGACGAAUCUCAGAACGAUCUAUUUCUAUCCCGAGCUCUGAAGAGGAAAAUUAUAUUUCAAGUAAAGAUAUUUGCGACCAUCAGCAAAAUGAAAAAAAUUCCUUCCCCAUUAUAUUGAAUUCGGAUCUAGUUCACAGUGAAGAAAGUAAAAAUGAAAUAACCAAAGCCAAUACAUAUGUUUUUAAGAAGAAUGAUUCUCAACAAUCUUCUCAAAUAGUUAAAUUAGAUCCUCCGGCAGUUAAUUCGCGAAAGCCAAUUUUGCUUUCCCGUGAAUUUAAUUUAUCAGAAGGUUCGGCAACUUUGCAGGAAAAAAUGCCUUCUUUAAAAACUCCAUUAAAAAUUCGAAGAACCAAAAGCCUUGAAAUUUCAAUGUUAGCAAUGCAUAAUUUACCACAGUUAAAUGCGUAUUCCUCAAAAGAUGAUACUAUUGAAUUUCAAGAAGAAGCUGAUGUUUUGGAAGAAAAGGUAUUACAAGUCCAACAAAAAAUAAAUAACACUGAAGGAGAAAUGCUUGAUAGUGUUCGUUCAUGUGCUGGAUCAAUUCCUUCGGCACAGAUUUGUCAUUCAUCACUUAAACCCGAAACGACUAUAGUAGCGGUUAAUAUUGACCUUGAAGAAAGUAAUCUACUUCACCAACUAGCUUUUAUUGAAAAAAUCACAUUGAAAGGAGUUAAAAUUAAGGACAGACACACAUCUAAAAUGGAACUCAGAAGUGGUGAUCACCUUAUUUUAGAUAUUCCAAAGUACAACUUUGACUAUUCACCUUUAAAUUCUUGUACUAGUUCAAGAAAAACAUCACCAGGUGUAUCUCGAGCAAGUAGUUUGGAAAGCACUGGUCUAAGAAAGUCCAAAAUGAAAGCCAAAAACUCAGAUCUAACGAAACUUAAGCUAAAUGUAGAAAACGCAUUUAGCACAAAAAAAGAUAAAGGAAGAAUUUCAAAGGAUAAUCAAAAGUUAAUUGAAAAGGAACGAAAAUCGAGCAGAGAAAAGACAAAAAUGCUAGAAGAAACUGAAGCCAAUAUUGCUAAGCGAAAGGAAAGACAACAAAAACUAUAUGAAUCUGCAAUAAAGCAAACAAUAACUAUGCUUAGUCCUGUUAUGGACAAGCUUCCUCCAUUUCCAACACCCGAAGAUAAAAUCUCCGUUAAGACAGAAGGUGAUAAAAUUAUUAUAGAAACUGAAUUCAAAAGUAAAGCUAAGGAUCACGUUUUGAUAGCAAAAUCUCCUCGAAAGCUUGAUAGUUCUCUUAUAAAAUUUAGUAGAAGUUUUGAUGAAGGUUGCAUUAUAAAAAAACUAGAAAAGGCAAACCGAAGCUUUGAAGAUCGUAAGAAAUCGUUUGAAGAUUCUGAAAAGUCAGAAACAACAAGCGACGUCGCUGUCGAAUCACCUAAAACUACAAAUAAAAGUCAUUCAUUUGAAGAGAGCGAAGUUCAUAAUAAGGAUCGUAUAUUUUCUAAUUUAGAAACAAAAUUUGCAUCAAAGACUGCACUACCUAAUGUACAUACAAAUAAUGCAAAAAGAUCAUUUCGUGCAGAGAGUUGGGUUAGACCAAAAGAAAAUAAUGAAAAAGUUAGGAGCGUAGUUGCUGACCGUAGAAUAUUCGCCAAUCAUAGUUAUUUAAAUGAAGAAAUUGACACGCAAGCCGUUAUAUCGGAAAGAAGAUCACUUGAAAUACUCAAACGACAAUAUCCAAAAUCUGAAGACACAGGUAGGGAUAGCGAUGGCAGCCAUAUGCCUUCAACUGGUGAUAGUAUUGAUUCUUAUGUCUCUGUUGAUGAAAGUACUUCUGAUAGUAAACCAUCAUUCACUGCCGAAGAAAACGCAUAUAGAGUUCCUACUAUAGAAUGUGAAGAAGCUUCAUUAGAUGAUCCUGAAAAUUUAAAUGAAAGUCGUCACUUGAAAGUAUCACAAAGUAGUAAUUACUAUUUAAGCCUAGACCGUAGUGAUGAAACCGGUUCAUGGAUGACUGUUGAAUGUGAAGAAUAUAUAGGAUCUGAUACAUCAGAAAAUGAUCCUCGAACUCUUGAACCGAAUGGAGAUUCUUUAGUCAAACAAACAACUUUGGACGACGCUGCUGAUUUAAAUAUCAUAUCAGCUUCUACAUCCUUUCCAGAUCAAAAUGUUCAAAUAAUACUUACAGAUAUAGAUCAGCUGUUCUCAACUCAUUCACCGAACGAAAGCAUUGGUCCCAAUGUAAAACACAUACAAACAAUUGGGCAACAAAAUGAUAAAUCCGAGAAUUUUGACAUUUGUGCAAAGGAGGAAUUUGGAGGUGAGCGAUGUGAUUGGAGUCCAUCUUUCAGUAGUAAAGAAAAAAGUUCAGUAGAAGAUGAAUCCAGUGUAAGUUGCUCGAUUGCACGCCCAUUGGGUAUCUCACAAGAUUUUGGAGACGUGGAAAACAAAAAAUGUUUAGAACUCAAAGAACAAAUGCUUAAAACAAAUUUUGAAAAACCCAUUGAAACAAAAAACUUAUCAAAUCCUAAUAAAAAAUCUAUAACUCCUGUUUUGGAAAAGCAAAGACCUGUGGACUUUGGAUCAAGUACUGAAACAUUUCAAGACGAUCUAGAAAAAAAUCAAGCUCAAUCUUUUUUUAAAGAUGAAGAUAGUCCAAGCGUUAAUAUUUUUGCGAAAUUUCCUUGUAUGUGCGAACCUGGCAAAAAAAAAAAUUCAAGGAAUCCACGAUUGAAUAGUGUUAAUACUGUUGAUAAUUGUCAAAAGUCAGGAAGUGACCAAAGUUCACAGGAAUCCAAAUCAAGCUUUGACUCAAAAACAUCUUUAAGCAUUGAGUCAAAAGGUUCAUUUGAAACUGAAAGUAGUUCUGGUUCACUUGGUCUGGCUCAACGUCACGGCUUGCUUUUGCAAAAAGAACAACAGUCAACAUGGAAACCCUUCACAAUGGAAAGCUCUGGCAGCUCGAGUAUAGAAGAAAAAUAUCAAGAUAAUAAUCCGGGGUCCUUUCAGUCCAUUGACCAUGUAAUUGCUUUAAACGAUUCUUCGGAAAAUGAUUUUAAAGAACUUUUAUUAAGAGGUCAAAAAGUUAGUGAUAUACAAUGUAAAGAUGAACUUAUCGACUUGUCAACUACAAUUGGUUAUCCUGUAUUAACAAGUACUUUAAGCGGUAUUGGAACUAAUACAACCGAUAUUAUUGGAUAUAGCACUGGAUUCGCAACCGGUAGAACUCUUUCACGUAUUUCAGAAAGAAGCACAGCCUCAGAAAAAUCGAGUAUUGAAGAUGAUGUCAGUAAAGCUUCAACACAUUCAGUGAGUAUGCGUGAUGAAUCCGCCGGCUCAACAGAUCAUCAAGCUAGCCUUAGCUCAGAUUCUCGCAGCAAUACAAACAUAGCUUACAUAUCGGAUGCAGAAAGAAGAACGUCAGCUGAAAUGCCAGAUAUACCUUGCGAUUCAGGUACAGGCGAACGAUUGUCUUGUAUGAGCAGUUUGAUUGAUAAUAAGUCUUCGACUGUAAUAACUGGAAGAUUUGCUGUCACUCAAGUUGAAGAGAAAACGCCUGAAGAAUUUGAUAGACAUACCUUACUAUGUCUCUCAAAUCCUGGAAGCCAAGACUCUGAAGAUUGGCCAUUACCAGAAAUUCCAUAUGAUUUUGUACCAGUGAAGUCAGCUGAACUGAUUUUCUUAGUGCCUGAUUUAGAUAAAUCUGUGCCCAACACAUUUUGCUGGAAAAGUACGUCCUUACAUCCUCAAGAUGGUAGAGACUGGCAUACUCCUUUAUUCAAUUCCCAAGGAUUUUCUUCAACAGAAAAAUUGGAGCCGUUUCAAUCUCCUGCAUGCAUUAGUAGUCCAGAAACGACAGUUGAUUUCAUUGAUACAACUAAGUACACUUUAGAAGAUAUUCAGUACACACAAACUCCCAAAACUUGUUUGUCAUCUCCUGAGGAAACAAAAAUUUUACCGUAUGCAGAUACCUCUUACUUUAUGUCGUCUUUUUUUAACAAUAAUAGUGAAGUAGAUGAUGCAUGUUUUUCCAAAGAAGAUUUAACCCCACCGAACUGCUUAAACUCUGUAUCAUUUUUACCAUACUCUUUUAAGGACAAAUGCUGCACAGUAUUAAAAUCUUUUUCAGACAAUUCGCUUAUAAAAGAAAAUGUAUCAAAUGGUGUCAUAAUUUUGCAGCCAACACUCUCUCCAAGAAAUCUUAGCCCGCUUUCAGUACAGGAUACAAUUUCGAACAAUGAUGUCUUUUUGUCAGGAGCAGCAAAAACUAAAUUAUCUCCUCAACUCAGUAGAAAACAUACCUGUAGCUCGAAUAAUUCAGACACAUCAGCGGAUGACAUAGCUUCAUUAUCAGGCUUGACAUUACAAGAAGACCAAAUAACUAUUCAUAGAGGUUUAGAUAAACUUGUUAACUCGAACUGCCAUAGAAAAUGUAGCCAUUCAAGUCAUUCUGAAGAAGAAACCAGUUCAAUGGGUACAGAUCUUGAUGGCACAGUUCGCAUAGGCUUGCAGCUAAAGAAUUGUACCCAUAGCUCUCAUUCAGAAGAUACUUCAAUUGGUUUAAGCAUAUCAGAAUGGUCAACUGGAACUAACACUGUACACCAAUAUGCUAAUCUUUCAGGGUCGGAUAGCCUUUCAGCAGUUUCUAAUCAUUCCUGUGGAGUUAAAAGUGAAAAAUCAAAUCAUACAAAAUCAAGUGUAAGUUCAUUUAAUAAAUCUUCUGAAAGUCUCCGUGGAAAAACUUCACAUUUUUCCGGCAGUAAGCAAUUAUCUGUAGAAAUUAGUUCAUCGGAUGGGAUUUUGUACGAUAUUCUUUCGAGUUCGGAAACUGAUAAGCUAUCUGAUUCUGUGAGCAAAAGCAAUGAGUCAACACCUACAUUAACAGAAAUGGCGGCUAAGACAGUUACGAAAUGGCCAGAAUCUAGCAGUCGGACACUGAUUACAAGCCAACCUCAAAUAUCAAAAACUAAAAAUGGUAGAUGCAAGGAAUAUAUUCCUCUCAAAAACGGGCGAGAUGUAAAAAACGUUGAUUUGAUAAAAGAUAAAAAAUGCAUUUACCCUUUGAAAAGUAAUACUAAAAAUUAUUCCAAUAUUGAAAGUAAUCAGCAUGGCUAUGAAAAUGUGUUUUUAAAUAAUAUUCCCAACAAGAGCUCAAGAGAAAACGAUAAAUUGUUCAGUGAAACACAUCUUGACAUUUCUGGCAUAAAUUCUGCUUCCAAAAAACUUCACUCACUUGAAGUUAUGUCAAAACGAUAUCAAAGCGCUGAAGUUUUAUCUGAUGCAGAGAUGUUCAUUGAAUAUUUAUACCCUCCCUCUGAAAAACUCUCUGCACUCUAUCAAAGCCAGGAAUUUGCACCACUGCAACCAACAUCUAUCGAUUCAAGAAACAAUUCUGAGACUUUUUCAUUACCACUUUUAGAAUAUGAAGAUAAAAAAAAUUCUGCAAAUGAAAAAGAAGAAUGUCAAUUACAAAAAUCUCAUUCAUUUCAGGAAGCGGUUGCUUCGGAGAAAAGCCUUAUAAGUGGAAAGAAUCGUGACACUACUUUAGCAAAUAAACGAACAACAUUUACAGAUAGUAUGGAACUAAAAAUAGAAAACUUUUCGCCAAAACAACAUAAUAUCGUUGAUAAGACUUAUAAUUCAUUGCCCUUAAGCGGAAAGGAUGCUGACAACUUGUAUCAUAAAAAAUAUCCUACAGUCAAAAACAAUAUGCGAUCGUAUCGUUUUCAAAAAGAAAAAGAUAAUAUGACAUUUGAUGAACUUGAAAUACCGAAAUCAUGCAAGAGUCAAUAUGGACAGUCCGAAGAAGAAAAAAAGCUUGAGUUGAGUGAUUGUUAUGAUCAUCAUACUUGUACAGAAUUUUGUGAUGGGAAUAUUUGUGGAACUGAGUUGCCCUCGAACACAGGCAAUGAAAUGGGCUUUCAACAAUUUGAUCGCUUGCAGCAGUUUACCUUUCGAAUUUCCCCAAAAUCUAGUAACAGUGCUGAGACUUUUACCAACAAGAAACCUAUAAAACCUACGCGGCAUAAGAAACGUCAGUUGAUUUGCGAUGAAUCUGUGGACACGGAGCAUAAAAUCUUACAACACAUGGAAAAAAAAAGUAUUUUCGAUCAAAAACAAAGAUUAUGUGUGUGCAUUAGUAAUGAAAAAAGUGUUCAGAAGCUUGCCGAUAACGAGCUUCCUUGCCCUGAUUUCUUAUCAGACUAUGAAAAUGAUAGAGCAAGAGAUGAUAUACCUCAACAUUUUUCCGCCUAAGCUACUUUGAAAAGGAUUGAAAUUUAAACAUGAAAUAUUUAAAAAAUCUUUUUCGUAUGAAAUUCAAAGUAUCAUUAUAAGAAAUAAUAAACACAUACAUAAUAUUUGAUCCAAUUUAAAAUCGUUUUACUUGAAAAUAAUUUAAAAAAUUAAAUUAUGUUUGAUCGAAAUGUUAAAGAGUGAAAACAAGUAAACGCGUAUUUCAAUGUAUGAUGGAAGAAUUCAGCUAAACCAUUUUCUUGCUUCAAAGCAACCAAGAUAUUUGGUGUUUGAUACAAAGUUUGAUAAAUUUUAGAUUGCAAUUUCCUUUAAAAUAACACUCUUAUAAUGUAAAUCUCGAAAACAAUACUGUUGUUGAACAAAUAAUUUAAUUUUAAAAUAAAACCAUGGAUUUUAUUUGUAUUUUUUUUUAAAUAGGAGAAUUGUUUGUGUCAGCAAAAAGCUAAAUGGUCACCACAUUCAAAUUAAAUUUAAACGGUACACACUUAGUUUAAGAGCAGGGGCAGUUCUGUUUGAAAAGGCAUUACAUACAUUUUUUAAACAAUAGAGCGUGUUUGCCACAAGGACAGUAGCUGAAACCUUAGACAAAAGCAAUGGAUUGUAUUCCCCACAGUCCAAUUCACAAAAAGAAUAUAUAGAAAACAAAUCACAG